AUGGCGACAGCGAGCAAUGCCUCAGGGCAGCAGGCCUUCGCACCAGUGCUUGCAGCCCUUUCGACGAUGCAGAGCAGUGUCUCUCGUCAGGAAAAGACUCACGCCCAUGAGUUUCUCGAAAAGUUCCAGAAAUCGAUCACAUAUGACCUUGACCAGCUUCCCGAGUCCGCUCAGCCUGAACUAAGGACGUCGAUACUUUCUCUCCUGUCAAAUUAUAGAUCUGGACCACGGCCGAUACGGACACAGCUAUGUGUUUCCCUGGCUACCCUCGCCAUCCAGAUGACCACCUGGAAGGAUGUCUUGCCUACCGUUGGCGCUGCGCUGGGCAACGAAGCCGGAGACUGUGUCCUCGAAUUCCUCAAGAUCCUUCCCGAGGAGGUCAUAGAGGGACGCAAAAUCAACCUGACUGAAGAGGAGCUAUCUUCAAGAACAAAGGAACUCUUGGAGGACAACUCAAGUCAGGUCCUGGGUCUUUUGACACAAUAUUCUCAAUCUUCUCCUUCCGCUGCAACUAAUCCAAUUCUCCUUGAAUGUAUUACUUCGUGGAUGCGUGAGAUCCCUGCGGCCCAGGUCGUAGAAUCCCCCCUGAUGGACGUCAUCAUGAAAGCUCUAUCGGAAGAAAGAUCCUUUGAGGCGGCUGUAGAUUGCAUAUGCAUGAUCUACAGGGACACACUUGAAGUUGACGAUUCGAUGAACGUUAUUAAAGCUCUAUACCCCAGGGUAAUAGCGCUGCGGCCUAAGAUAAGAGAAGCAGCAGAAACAGAAGAUGUUGACACGCUCCGAGGUCUUACUCGAUUGUUUGCAGAGGCGGCAGAGGCUUGGGUUCUUUUAAUCGCACGCCUACCAGAUGAUUUCCGAAACCUGGUGGAAGCGGUAUUGGAGUGUUGCACAGUUGAUAAAGAUCGAGAUGCUAUUUCAAUCACCUUCGUCUUCUGGUAUGAGCUUAAGCAAUAUUUGACCCUGGAGCGGUAUACAAGAGCCAGGGCAACCCUCGGGGACCUGUUCUCAAAGCUCGUCGAUGUCAUGAUAAAGCACCUAGAAUACCCAACUUCUGACGGAGACGAGAACGACCUCUUUGACGGGGACAGAGAGCAAGAGGAGAAAUUCCGAAGCUUCCGGCACUCCAUGGGAGAUGUACUCAAGGACUGUUGUGCAGUUAUCGGAGUUUCUGAAUGUCUUGGAAAGGCAUACAGUCUCAUUCAAGCUUGGGUUGCAAAAUAUGGGCCCCAGGCAAGGCACGAUCAUGUCCCACGCUGGCAAGAAUUGGAAGCCCCUCUAUUCAGCAUGCGCGCUAUGGGACGGAUGGUAGAAGCGGAGGAAAGUUAUGUUUUACCUGAAAUCAUCCCGCUCAUCGUGCGCAUACCAGAUCAGGAGAAGGUUCGCUUCCAGGCAAUCAUGGCUCUUGGUAGAUACACCGAGUGGACUGCACAGCACCCCGAGACGCUAGAGGCACAGCUUAACUACGUCAUCUCUGGAUUCCAACAUAAGUCCCAGGAAGUAGUGCAAGCAGCAGCCCUUGCCUUUAAAUUCCUAGGAACCGACUGCCAGAAAUUGCUGGGCUCUCACAUCCCACAGCUUCAUACUUUCUAUGAGUCCGUUAUUGAUGGUUUGAAGCCUUCCAGCCAGGAAGAGGUUACUGAGGGUGUUGCGGCCGUCCUCGCUGUCCAGCCAGUUGAAAAAAUCUACGAGGGAUUAAAACUGUUCUGCAACCCCCUUAUGUCCAGAAUUAUGACCUUGGCCAAUAAUGCUCAAGAUGAAGAGGGACAAAAGGCCGUCGCUGUUGUCUCCCCUUAUGUCGAACCCGGAAAAGAGAAUCCUGGAGUUAAAUACUGCGGAGAGAUAUUACCUGUUCUCAGCACAAUAGUUAUGAAUUUCACGAAAUCUACCCCAAUCCUCGAGAGAGUUUGCCGUUGCUGGCGGUACAUGAUAAUCUCAUACCGCAACGCAAUGACUCCUCUCCUUCCGGCCCUUGCGCAAAGCAUCUCAUCUGGUUUUGAAGCGUCUAGAGAAGGAUGCUUCCUCUGGGCAACUGAUGCGAUUGUCCGUGAAUUCUCCGCCGGAGCAGAGCUUGUUGAUAAUCCAACCAGCGUUGCUGUUUAUCAAUUUUUCGAAGAGCAAGUUGUGCUAUUCCUCCGAAUCCUUAACGAUUUACCCCCAGAACAUCUACCAGAUAUGAUUGAGGAUUUCUUCAGGCUAGCAACAGAUGCAGUCCGAUUUUUCCCUAAAAAUACUGUCACGUCGUCUUUUUCUGCUCCCAUUUUCUCAGCUGCUUUGAGUUCGCUCACUCUUCAGCAGAUCGAGCCUCUUACCGCUACCCUACAGUACCUCCGUGACCUGAUCAGCUUUGGGUUUGAAAAGCCGGCUGUGUCCAACUUCACAACCCCGGAUGGCGAGGUUUAUACGAACUCGCCGGAGAUUAGAGCAGGUGUGAAACGAAUAAUGGUAUCACAGGGUUCUAUUCUUGUGCAACGGAUAUUAACAGGAAUGAUGUUUACUUUUCCUGGUGACUGCUUCCCUGACGCUUCGGCGGUCCUUAUGUCAUGCUUCGAACUACUACCCGCAGAGACAGCAAGUUGGAUUGAAGCUACAAUUCAGAUGCUGCCCGCUCGCUCCGUUAAACCUGGUGAAAGUGAGCGCUUGAUGAAAACGCUCUCAGAGUAUGCUCAAUUGGGUGAUAUGCGGAAAAUUAGAGUUGUCCUUCAAGAUUUCACAAACUCAUAUAGACGUCGGAAUGUGGCACCAAGGGAGGGAUUAGGCAGAUUAGAGGCUACUCGAUUUCGAUUUACCGGCUCGCUUCAACACUGUACCAAAGCCAUUUAUUUUAACCGACUCGGGUACUCUUUACCUCACGUUCACAACCCUCCUACAUUCGUACUCGAUCCCAUAUAA
Messenger RNA from Microsporum canis CBS 113480, 2889 nucleotides. RefSeq names its product karyopherin. The record is from RefSeq and is a predicted model, not a curated record. The transcript is spliced from 8 exons. Gene Ontology annotation, cellular component: cytoplasm; nuclear membrane. Lineage: Eukaryota; Fungi; Ascomycota; Eurotiomycetes; Onygenales; Arthrodermataceae. Gene Ontology annotation, biological process: protein import into nucleus. Bases 1 to 2889 code for a protein of 962 amino acids.